Molecule: messenger RNA, 744 nt
Organism: Moneuplotes crassus
Lineage: Eukaryota; Ciliophora; Spirotrichea; Euplotida; Euplotidae
Source: the annotation of a GenBank genome assembly
AAUAACUCGAAGGAUGAGCAGAGCUAUCAAAGCAGCAAUGACAAAAAUCUUUUCAUCAAAAGGAAAAAACAAGCUUGAUAAAUUAUUUGCCCAUCCAGUCCGAGAGGAACUUCCAAAUCAUGGGUUCAAGAAGGUUAAGGCUUUUGAUAUUGAUACCCAGAAAAAAUUACCAGGUACACAAGAGAGUUAUGAAGGAGUCAAGAUGACACUUGAAGAAAAGAAGGAAUUUCAAGCAAAGAUUGAAGAAGAAAGCCAAGCAGAAUCUGAUUCUACUCGUGAUCUCAUCCAACAAGAAAAGUUUUAUAAUGAUAACCUCACUACAAGAGUAAAAUCGCAGUUUUAUGAUGAGCCUAUCCCUGAAAUGGUAACUCUAAUGGGUGCUAACAAAGAAAGGGCAAGAGGUAUAAUUACAGGUUACCAAAUGCAGCACAAAGUCGACUCGGGAGUGGUUGAUGACCACCUCAUAGAAUCCAUUGAGAAAGUCCAUUACGCAUUGAUUCAUGAUACUCCAGUGAGGAAGAAAUAUGUGUUAAGAGUCUUGCCUGAUUUCACAAUGAAGCUCAACAAGCCACUGGAUCAGAUCAAUAUGGGCGAGCCUAUCUUUAAGAAAACUUAUGACAAAAUGCAGAAGGAGCAGGAUGAGAAAAAGUCAUAUAAUAAAAAGUUCUUUAAGGGUCGUUAACAAGUUAAAAGCUGUAGAGUUUUGCAUAAUUUCAGUAGAAAAUACCAAUUUUUAGGCUUUGU